GCAGAUUGCCCUUUUUCCUCCUCUUUAGUGCAGCCACUAAGUUUCUUUCCGCCCCCUCCCCUCCACAUUCCUGACCCCUCCCUCCCCCUUCCCUCUUUCUUUCCUUCCUUCCUCUUCUUCCAAGUUCUGGGAUUUUUUUUUUCUGUCUUGGCAUUGGCCAAAGGCACAAAAAGGCGUUUUCGGAAGCGACUCGGCCGCGCACAAGGGUCAUUUGUUUGUUUUGGGACUUGGGACAGGAAAUCUCGUUCGGCCUGAGUCACGGCGGCUCCUUCAAGGAAACGCCAGUGCUCGCCGCGCUGCCGGGUCGCCCACCACGCGCCCAGACGCUGGGGCCAUGGGGGAUUUGCAGCGCGCCCUGGCCCGGACCCGCCUCCAGUCGCUGCUGCGGCCUCGCCACAAAAAAAGGGCCGAGGCGCAGAAAAGGAGCGAGUCGUUCCUGCUGAGCGGACUGGCUUUCAUGAAACAGAGGAGGAUGGGUCUCAACGACUUUAUUCAGAAGAUUGCCAACAAUUCCUAUGCAUGCAAACACCCUGAAGUCCAGUCUAUUCUGAAAAUCUCCCAGCCUCAAGAACCUGAGCUCAUGAAUGACAAUCCUUCUCCUCCGCCAAGUCCUUCUCAGCAAAUUAACCUUGGCCCAUCAUCUAAUCCACAUGCGAAGCCAUCUGACUUUCACUUCUUGAAAGUAAUUGGGAAAGGCAGUUUUGGAAAGGUUCUUCUCGCAAGACACAAGGCAGAAGAAGCAUUCUAUGCAGUGAAGGUUUUGCAGAAGAAAGCAAUUCUAAAGAAGAAGGAGGAGAAACAUAUUAUGUCAGAGCGGAAUGUUCUCCUGAAGAAUGUGAAGCAUCCUUUCCUGGUGGGCCUUCACUUCUCAUUCCAGACCGCUGACAAAUUGUACUUCGUCCUGGAUUACAUUAACGGUGGAGAGUUAUUCUACCAUCUCCAGAGGGAGCGCUGCUUCCUGGAACCACGGGCUCGCUUCUAUGCUGCUGAAAUAGCCAGUGCCUUGGGUUACCUGCACUCUCUGAACAUCGUGUACAGAGAUUUAAAACCAGAGAAUAUUCUGCUAGAUUCUCAAGGUCACAUCGUCCUGACUGACUUUGGCCUCUGCAAGGAGAACAUAGAACACAAUGGCACCACAUCUACAUUCUGUGGCACACCUGAGUAUCUGGCACCAGAAGUACUUCAUAAGCAGCCUUACGACAGGACAGUGGACUGGUGGUGCCUGGGAGCCGUGCUGUAUGAGAUGCUGUAUGGCCUGCCUCCUUUUUACAGUCGGAACACUGCUGAGAUGUACGACAACAUUCUGAACAAACCCCUCCAGCUGAAGCCAAAUAUUACGAAUUCUGCAAGACACCUCCUGGAGGGCCUUCUGCAGAAGGACAGGACAAAGAGGCUUGGCGCCAAGGACGACUUUAUGGAGAUUAAGAAUCAUGUCUUCUUCUCCCUAAUUAACUGGGAUGAUCUCAUUAAUAAGAAGAUUACUCCUCCUUUUAACCCAAAUGUGAGUGGGCCCAGCGACCUGCGGCAUUUUGACCCUGAAUUUACUGAAGAGCCAGUCCCCAACUCCAUCGGCAGGUCUCCGGAUAGCAUCCUCAUCACAGCCAGCGUCAAGGAGGCAGCCGAGGCCUUCUUGGGCUUCUCGUAUGCGCCACCCAUGGACUCGUUCCUCUGAAGUGUCCUCGGUUUCCUUUUCAUGUGUUUUUCAACGUGUUAGUUAGCCCUUUGGCAUAGCUGCCAGCUGACAGGACAUCUCAUAAGAGAAUUUGCACAUCUCCGGAAGCCUGGCAGCCUUCUUCGCGCAUGGUUUGCUGGAAGCGUUCCCGAGCACAUCUUCCAGUGAGCUCAUGAGGUUUUCACAAGUUCUUCCUCCCAACACGGUGCUAUCUCUGAAACGAAUAGAGCAUUCGGGCACUGCCUUAGGCAGAGGGAGUGGGAGCUGGCAGGAAGACGCUGUUCUCCAGAAGGGUCUCCCUUAAGGUCUGUCUGGGCUGUGAUACUGACAAUUUUGAAAUGUGCCUUUUCCGAGGAGACCAUGUUAGCGCCAAAG
Molecule: messenger RNA, 2047 nt
Organism: Elephantulus edwardii (Cape elephant shrew)
Lineage: Eukaryota; Metazoa; Chordata; Mammalia; Macroscelidea; Macroscelididae
Gene: SGK1
Product: serum/glucocorticoid regulated kinase 1
Exons: 12
Coding region: 335-1672 (445 amino acids)
Biological process (GO): protein phosphorylation
Molecular function (GO): phosphatidylinositol binding; ATP binding; protein serine/threonine kinase activity
Source: RefSeq, a predicted model, not a curated record